Messenger RNA from Liolophura sinensis, 1323 nucleotides. RefSeq names its product toll-like receptor 13. Gene Ontology annotation, cellular component: plasma membrane. Gene Ontology annotation, biological process: signal transduction. Lineage: Eukaryota; Metazoa; Mollusca; Polyplacophora; Chitonida; Chitonidae. The coding region runs from base 1 to 1323 and encodes 440 amino acids. Gene Ontology annotation, molecular function: protein binding; signaling receptor activity. The record is from RefSeq and is a predicted model, not a curated record. The transcript is spliced from 2 exons.
AUGAUUGCUCAACUCAUUACUGUCACAGUCAUCUUCGUACACACCAACGCGGAAGGACGCCAUGUUGAUCUUCAUAAUCACCGGCUGAGGAAGGUACCAACCAACAUCCCGUCAACAACAGAGAGCUUGGACUUGAGCGACAACCUGCUGAAAACCAUACCCAAUGACUCCUUCAUCAAACUGAACGCCUUGACCAGUCUGGAUUUGUCAGGUAAUCGGCUGGAGAGGUUAGAACCGUCAGCUUUCAGGGGAUUGUCAAGGCUCUCCACUCUCAGAUUGAGUGAAAAUAAUCUGCUUCUUACUUAUGAAGCUUACCCUGUUGGUGUUUUCAGACCCCUGCAAAAGUUAGAGGCUUUGGCAUUAGAAAAGAAUCUCCGGAACCCAUAUUCAGAACUCGGUGAAUAUCCCGAGCAGAUCUUUAGUGGUCUCAGUUCUCUGAAAGAAUUGAGAAUCGACGGCCUGAGAAAUGUCUCUUUUGGAUCCGGUUUUUUGCAUCUGUCUUCACUGAAGUCCCUGUAUGUAAUUGACGAUAAUAAGCAGGUCACACUCAACGCACACACUUUCGCUGUGUUUGCAAACAUGUCCAUUGAAACUUUGAGGAUAGUGUGCUUAGGCAUGAAACCAGGGACGUUAAAACAUUUCCCGUUUUUAACAACAUUGAACAUGCGCACCGAUGGAUUAGGAAGAGCUUUAUCUGCUCUGGUGGAUCUCCGAUGGCGGAACCUGACAUCACUCUCUAUCGUCAGGGCAAACGAGAAUAGAGGGGGCAGACUUAAUCCAGAAAACCUCAUCCUUACUACCAACAUGACUGCUCACCUGGCUACAAUGUGUGUAAAACACCUGGAUUUGUCGGGCAAUAAAAUUAUACUGGUGAACGGUGACGUGCUGUUAGACUUUCAUUAUCCCGAUUCGUAUAAUUACCACAACUACCAGUGGGCCUGCAUUGUUCUGAGAAACGUCCUAGAGAAUGAGAACAAUUACACUCUGUGCCUCCAUGAUCGUGAUUUCCCCGUGGGUGUCAGCAUACAACAGAACAUUGUGGACGCCGUCAACAACAGUCGGAAGGUCAUCCUGGUGAUCAGCAAAGCCUUCCUGACCAGUGACUGGUGUGAGUUUGAAAUUCAAAUGGCGGGCAUGCGCAUGGUGAGAGAUGGUCGUGAGAACGCCAUUAUUGUGAUCAUGAUGGAAGAGAUCCCUGUGGCAGAAAUGCCAAGAUCGCUACUAAAUCUGUGGAAACACAUCACAUUUCUUCUGUGGGAUAACGAACAAGCUGACGAGCCGGAAUUCUGGGACAGGUUACUUGAGGUGAUGGCGCGUCCUUAG